GUGUCCUAAAUUCUGUGCGGAGAAUUAGGCUUAGCGAAACCAACCUAAAUCACUAUUUUUGUCUACCAACUUUUUCUUCUUCUUUCUUUGUACUCAACCUAAAGCAGGCAGGAUUUAUAUAUAAUCUACUCUAAAACCGAACCAGAUUUUUUAGAAACAUGAAGAAGAGAAAACAUGAGACGUUGUUUCUUGUCAUUCUCCAUGCUCUGCUUUUCAGAAGAAGAAAACAACGCAUUCACCGCUUCCUUACUCUUGCCUCUGCUUUAUUUGCUGCUAUUCUGUGCUUAAUUCUGUUUUUCUCUCCUCCCAUCCACCAAAAUCACCUUAUCAAUCCCAUCUCGUUCAUUAACGGCACGGGGUUUCGCAUGAACCUGCAAAAAGAGCAUAUCUUUCGUGUUCCGAUGGGCGGAGGGAGUUUAAGCGGAGACGUAUGGAUUUCCAAGCAAUCCAAAUUCUAUCAUGGCUGCAGCGAUUCCAGCAAUAGUUUUCCAACGGCAGAGGUGAAUACUCAUCCCAAUAGGUACUUGAUGAUUGCAACUAGUGGAGGCUUGAAUCAACAGAGAACAGGGAUUGUAGAUGCAGUUGUUGCAGCUCAUAUCUUGAAUGCCAUCCUAGUAGUUCCAAAACUCGACCAGAAAUCCUAUUGGAAAGAUUCAAGUAACUUCUCUGAGAUUUUUGAUGUCGACUGGUUUAUCUCACGAAUCUCGAAAGAUGUCAAAAUUAUUAGGGAUCUUCCAAGAAUCGGAGAUAAAAUCAUAACUCCAUAUACAACACGUGUUCCAAGGAAGUGCAAUGCCAAGUGUUAUCAAACUCGCAUCCUGCCUAUUUUGAAGAAAAAGCACGCCGUUCAGCUAACAAAAUUUGACUAUAGGCUUUCCAAUCGAUUGACUACAGAUAUGCAGAAGCUGAGAUGCAGAGUCAAUUAUCAUGCAUUGAAGUUUACUGAUCCCAUAACUGAAAUGGGCAGAAAAUUGGUUGAAAGGAUAAGAAUGAAAAGCAGGCACUUUGUUGCCUUGCACUUGAGGUUUGAACCAGAUAUGCUUGCAUUCUCUGGAUGCUAUUACGGUGGAGGAGACAAGGAAAGGAAAGAACUAGGUAAAAUACGAAAGAGGUGGAAGACAUUACAUGCAAGGAACCCCGAUAAGGAACGAAGGAAUGGAAAAUGCCCUCUCACUCCAGAGGAAAUUGGCCUUAUGCUUAGAGCACUUGGUUUCGGUAAUGAUGUUCAUAUUUAUGUGGCAUCCGGAGAAAUUUAUGGUGGAGAGGAGACAUUGGCUCCUCUCAAGGCUUUAUUUCCAAAUUUUUAUUCCAAAGAUACAAUUGCCAGCAAGGAGGAAUUGGCACCGUUCUCUUCCUUCUCUUCUCGGAUGGCUGCGUUAGAUUUCAUGGUUUGUGAUGAGAGCGAUGUUUUUGUAUCCAAUAACAAUGGUAAUAUGGCAAGAAUGCUCGCAGGAAGAAGGAGAUAUUUUGAUCACAAACCAACUAUCCGCCCAAAUGCGAAGAAGCUUAAUAAUUUGCUCCUUCAUCGAAAUAACAUGACAUGGGAGGAGUUUGCUUCACAAAUUCGAACGUCUCAAAUAGGUUUCAUGGGCGAGCCAAUGGAGGUAAAGCCAGGCAGGGGAGAGUUUCAUGAAAACCCAACAGCAUGCAUUUGUGCAGAUUCUGAAAUGGAUAGCGGUGCUGCUACUAUUUCAGGUAUGGGUGAAGCAAGUGAUGGUCAGGUAGGCGAAGAAGAUCAAGAAUGGUCUGAUACAGAAUAUACAGAGAAUGAACUUGAAAUUCGAUGAUGCAGAUGAGUCAAAAAUCGAAGAUGCUUUUCUUGGAUUAAAGAGAAGUUGCAGAUGGGGGGCAGGCAGGUCCUCAUUUUGAGUACUAGCUUCCAUUCAUUGAUUAACAAGAUAACAGUAUGGAGCAAACAAUUGUACAGUGGAAAGUAAGAGGUUGGUUCUCCAGUUUUGCUAGUGAAUGGUGCCGUUUUAGGGAAGAGAAUGACUGAAGUUAGAUGCAUUUAAAUACAUAGAGAGAGCAGGAACAAAUAAACAACUUUAUGCUGCAUUGAUUCUUGGAAUAUCGAUUACUCCUCCAAAGGAGAGGUAAUGCUCAAAAUAUAGGAAGAGUGUGUUGUUGGCGUUGCAUGUUUAUAAGUUGCUGUUUUUUUUUUGUUUUUUUUUUUUAAAAAAAGAAAAACAUGUGUAUAAGAAAAACUCGGUUUUUGCCCUGCAUUUCUUUCGACUGAAUCAGUCAUUGGUAGUUGGAAUAUCAACUGUUUAAUAUACUAAUCGAUCAGCUUUAGUGCCAUUAGUUAAUUUGUCUUGUAGCUGCUACCAAUACUUUUGUUUGAAGACAAAGCACCUUUAAAAUUCUAUAUUUGUAGUAACCUAGAGAAAAGUCAAAAAAAGAAAUUGACGUCCAACUUGAGAUCAUAAUUUCUUCCUCCUUUUUGAAAUUAAGGGAGUAGGUUUUAUCCCUUUGUCAUUGUUUUAAUUUGAACUCCAUCAACAUUCUGGAAGCUAAUUCAAAUUCAAACUAAUAACGAAAACUCUCUUGUCUAAUUUGAAUGAAGUAUAUAUAAUAUAUAAAGAAAAAUGUCUUUUUUAUAUUAAAGUUUUUAAAAAUUAAAAGGUGAUGUGUAAAGCGGGUAACCAACCAUAGGCUGUUUGCGAUGAAUGAAUAAGAUAGUGGACGUGGCCUCUUCUUCCCCAACCAAUUUUGUCAUUUAUUUAUACAAAAAAAUACAAUACAGUUGUUCUCACUCUCUAAUGGCUUCCACCCUCUACGGCCACCUUGCUACCCCUACUCUUCCCUCUCGCAAGCUAUCUUCCUUGUCAUGCCCAACCAUGUUCCAUUCGGCACUUUCCUUUUCCAUCGCCACUACUAAAGCCAAACAUGGUUCCGUACCUAAGGUGGUGUGCAAUGCUCAGAGUGCUCCGGCGGCACUCAAUUUAGCUCCGGGAACACCUGUGAGGCCGACUAGUAUACUAGUUGUGGGGGCCACCGGCACAUUGGGGAGGCAGGUAGUGAGGAGAGCAUUGGAUGAGGGCUACGACGUCAGAUGUCUUGUAAGGCCUAGGCCUGCUCCUGCCGAUUUUCUUCGUGAUUGGGGCGCUACGGUUGUCAAUGCAGAUUUAAGCAAACCUGAAACAAUUCCAGCAACAUUGGUUGGAGUCCAUACAGUUAUUGAUUGUGCUACUGGACGCCCUGAGGAGCCUAUAAAAACUGUAGAUUGGGAAGGAAAAGUGGCUCUUAUACAAUGUGCAAAAGCCAUGGGCAUUCAAAAAUUUAUAUUUUUCUCCAUUCACAACUGCGACAAGCAUCCUGAAGUUCCUCUGAUGGAGAUCAAACACUGUACAGAGAAGUUUCUCCGCGAUUCAGGCCUGAACCACGUUGUAAUUCGGUUAUGUGGCUUCAUGCAGGGCCUUAUUGGUCAAUAUGCAGUGCCUAUAUUAGAAGAGAAAUCUGUAUGGGGAACCGAUGCUCCCACUCGAAUAGCAUACAUGGACACCCAAGAUAUUGCUCGGUUGACAUUCAUAGCUUUACGCAAUGAGAAUAUUAAUGGGAAGCUUCUCACUUUUGCUGGGCCUCGGGCAUGGACAACCCAAGAGGUGAUAACAUUGUGCGAGAGACUUGCUGGUCAAGAUGCCAAUGUGACUACAGUGCCUGUGUCAGUUUUGCGAUUUACACGUCAGCUGACUCGGUUGUUUGAGUGGACGAAUGAUGUUGCUGAUAGAUUGGCAUUUUCAGAGGUUUUGACAAGCGAUACUGUGUUCUCAGUUCCUAUGGCAGAGACAUAUAACCUUCUGGGUGUGGAUGCAAAAGACGUCAGUUCACUGGAGAAAUAUCUGCAGGAUUAUUUCACCAAUAUACUGAAGAAGUUGAAAGACCUUAAGGCUCAAUCGAAGCAAACUGAUAUUUUCUUUUGAAAAAAGUACUACUUUUCUUUUGUGUUGUUGUACAAGUGACAUCCUUUUGGAAUUUCCUACUUAUAAUGUAAAGAAGAUAAAGAAAGAAUAUGACUAACUUUGAUUCAAA
Solanum pennellii is the source of this 4029-nucleotide messenger RNA. RefSeq names its product O-fucosyltransferase 6. The transcript has 17 exons. Lineage: Eukaryota; Viridiplantae; Streptophyta; Magnoliopsida; Solanales; Solanaceae. The record is from RefSeq and is a predicted model, not a curated record. Bases 159 to 1787 code for a protein of 542 amino acids.